Telopea speciosissima is the source of this 858-nucleotide messenger RNA. Its product is annotated as SPX domain-containing protein 3-like. The transcript has 3 exons. Gene Ontology annotation, biological process: cellular response to phosphate starvation. The coding region runs from base 55 to 825 and encodes 256 amino acids. The record is from RefSeq and is a predicted model, not a curated record. NCBI's taxonomy places the organism in Eukaryota, Viridiplantae, Streptophyta, Magnoliopsida, Proteales, Proteaceae.
UGAGUGAGUUCUGGUUCCGUGUUUGUUUUGAACUGCUUGAAGAACUGAAAAAUCAUGAAAUUUGGGAAGAGACUUAAACACCAAAUCCAAGAAACGUUGCCGGAGUGGCAAGAUAAGUUCCUUUCUUAUAAAGAUUUGAAGAAGCUUGUCCGGCUCAUCUCUUCUGCUCCUUCAUCUUCCUCGUUAGAGGGAGUAUCGGAGUCUAGGAAAGCCCAACUGGAUUUUAUCUAUUUGUUGAACGCUGAGAUCAACAAGUUCAAUUCCUUCUUCAUGGAUCAAGAAGAAGACUUCAUAAUCUGCCAUAAGGAGUUACAACAGAGGAUCCCAAAGGUGAUUGCCACAUGGGGACCAAAUGGUACCGAACCCUCGGAGGUGGAUUAUAUAGAAGAGAUGUGGGAAAUCAGAAGAGAUAUUGUCAAUCUCCAUGGUAAAAUGGUGCUUUUGGAGAAUUACAGCAACAUCAAUUACAUAGGGUUGGCUAAGAUUCUAAAGAAGUUUGACAAGAGGACUGGAGGUUUGCUGCGCCUACCAUUCAUUCAGAAGGUGUUGAAGCAACCUUUCUUUACAACUGAUCUUGUUUCAAAACUUGUAAAGGAGUGUGAGAACACCAUAGAUGCUAUGUUCCCUGCUGUAGAACAGGAAGGAGAGAGAAGAGAACAUAAAGGAGAAAGAGAAGAUACAAUGGUAGCUGAACAGAGCAUUUUUAGGAAUACAGUUGCUGCUUUAGUGACUAUGCAAGAGAUGAAAAGAGGGAGCUCUACUUACAGCGAAUUCUCUCUUUCUCCUCUCAACUUGGUUGACUCUGAUCUUAUUCAGUCCUUCUAACUUCACCCUCCCAUUCCCAUUCUCUAAAGGGAC